CUUGGGCAUUCAACAAGAGCAGGAGCGCGCCGCCACCAUGUCCGUGUACGAUGAGAUUGAGAUUGAAGACAUGGAGUAUAACGAGAAGGAGCAGCUAUAUACGUACCCGUGCCCCUGUGGAGACAACUUCUUCAUCACAUUGCAGGACCUCUACGAUGGCGACGACAUUGGCUCGUGUCCCAGCUGCUCGUUGACCAUCCGCGUCAUCUUCGACGAAGACAAUCUCCCAGAGCUCCGCGACGACGACGAGGACGACGAUGAAGUCGUGGACGAUUUGGUUAAAGCGACUGAGGAACAGCUUACUGUCACCGCGGUUCUCCCAUGAUUUGAGCUAACUCAGUCGAACAAGGUCCUUGUAUUUAUCAACUCAA
This is a messenger RNA of Aphanomyces astaci, 371 nucleotides long. RefSeq lists its product as hypothetical. Bases 38 to 325 code for a protein of 95 amino acids. NCBI's taxonomy places the organism in Eukaryota, Oomycota, Saprolegniomycetes, Saprolegniales, Verrucalvaceae. Gene Ontology annotation, biological process: protein histidyl modification to diphthamide. Gene Ontology annotation, molecular function: metal ion binding. The transcript has a single exon. The record is from RefSeq and is a predicted model, not a curated record.